Molecule: messenger RNA, 2927 nt
Organism: Cyprinus carpio (common carp)
Lineage: Eukaryota; Metazoa; Chordata; Actinopteri; Cypriniformes; Cyprinidae
Gene: wasla
Product: WASP like actin nucleation promoting factor a
Biological process (GO): actin filament organization
Cellular component (GO): nucleus; endoplasmic reticulum membrane; cytoplasm
Molecular function (GO): actin binding; microtubule binding
Source: RefSeq, a predicted model, not a curated record
CCAAACUGCGCCUUGAAUUCUGCCGUCCUGCUGCCAUGUUGGAUUGAAGGAUCGUUAUUGCUUUAAGAGUUCGGAAUGAAAGUUUAUAUUAUGCAGUCUGUCAAACGUGAACGAAUUAAAGACUAAAUAAGCCGCAGGAGUAAACGAGUCGCAUCUGUAUCGCGCGCGCAUUGAGGACAACACUACGUCGGCUCUGCUUGCAUGCGGAAUUCCUAACGGGAUGAACGGAGCGCAGGCCAUGUUGAUCCGUGAUUGCACAUAAAAUCAUCUAAUACGAGACAAACGCUCAAGUUCAUCCGCCUCAUCCGCCAACAUGAGCGGCCACCCGCCCCAGAGGAGGGUGGCUAACGUGGGCUCUCUGCUUCUGACCCCGCACGAGAACGAGUGUCUGUUCAACUACCUGGGCAGGAAAUGCAUCACAUUGUGCUCGGCGGUGGUCCAGGUGUACGGGGCAGACAGGAGCUCGUCUUGGAUCAAGAGGUGCUGUGGUGUGGCCUGUUUGGUGAAAGACAACCCUCAGAGGUCUUAUUUUAUCCGUGUCUUUGAUAUCAAGGAUGGAAAAACAAAGUUUGAGCAGGAGCUCUACAAUAAUUUCACGAUCAGUAGUUCGAGAGCCUACUUCAUUACCUUCGCUGGUGAUUCUUGUCAGAUGGGCCUCAACUUUGCCAGUGAAGAGGAAGCCAAACGAUUUCGGAGUGCACUCAACGAACUGCUCAACAGACGACAGAGGAAAACUGAGAAAAGGCGUGACCCACCAAAUGGACCCGCUCUCCUGAUGGCGACGGUGGACAUCAAGAACCCCGAGAUAAACAACAAACUUAAUGUGUCCCACAUGAAUAACAUGGUGCACAGUGGCCUUAACAAGAAGGAGAAGAAGGUCAAGGGCAAGAGGAAGAAGCUGACGAAGGCUGACAUUGGAACGCCAAGCAACUUCCAGCACAUCGGUCAUGUAGGAUGGGAUCCGAACACAGGCUUCGAUUUGAAUAAUUUGGACCCAGAGCUGAAGAACCUGUUCGACAUGUGUGGCAUCUCUGAGGCCCAGCUCAAAGACAAGGAGACGUCUAAGGUCAUCUACGACUUCAUUGAGAAGAAGGGAGGCGUAGAGGCUGUGAAGAAUGAGCUGAGGAGACAAGCACCCCCGCCUCCACCCUCUCGGGGCGGGCCACCCCCACCACCCCCACCCCCUCCCCACACUUCUGGGCCCCCACCUCCACCACCCCCAGUGCGGGGACGAGGAGCCCCACCACCCCCUCCACCUUCAAGGGCCCCCUCAAGUGCACCCCCUCCACCUCCUCCAUCCCGGCCUAGCAUGGGAGCACCUCCGCCACCACCUCCCAGCAGAGGGCAUCGACCUCCCCCUCCACCUGCCCCCGCCUCUAUGCCACCUCCCCCGCCACCACCACCUCCAUCCGGAGGAGCCGCCCCGCCUCCACCUCCUCCUCCACCACCUCCUCCUGGACCUCCUCCACCCCCUGAUAUGGACGGAGGCCACAGUGAAUCAACGCCCUCGCCCAUAGGCGGAAAGUCAGCUCUGCUGGAGCAAAUCAGGGAGGGCGCUCAGUUAAAGAAAGUGGAACAAAACAACAGGCCAGUGUCGUCCACAGGACGGGACGCACUACUCGACCAGAUCCGACAGGGCAUCCAGCUCAAAACGGUAUCAGAUAAUGACUCAGGACCACCCACCCCUGCUCAGUCAGCAGGCAUUGUUGGAGCUCUGAUGGAGGUGAUGCAAAAGAGGAGCAAAGCCAUCCACUCCUCGGAUGAAGAUGAGGAUGAUGAGGAUGAUGAAGACUUUGAGGAUGAUGACGAAUGGGAUGAUUAAUCCCACAACACUAACCCCAACCAGUAGAGUAAAGAUACUAAAUUCUCACUUCCCCAAAUUUUACUCUCAUUCUGUUUUUUUGUUUGUUUGUCUGUUUUUGUUUUUUUUCAAAUCGCUGUAUAUUUUUGUUGCCUUUUUGCCUUUUUUUUUUUUUUUUUUUUUUUUUUAAUAAUCUGUGCAAUACCUCAUGUAAUCUGUAAAGUAUUGUCAUUUAUCCUCUGUAAAAUAAUCUCCUGGAAUAACCAUGUGAAGUUUUAUGCCAGGAUUCAUGAUUUGUUGACCUGAAUGUUUUUGUUCCCCUGUGAGUGGGGAAAGGGAGAUGGACGGGACGCUCGAUGUCCUUAUUAAUUGUUGAUUAAUGAUUUAGAUAACACUAUUUUCAUACCCUACUUUUCUGUACCUUCGAUUUUCUUAUUCAAAUCCUAGUUUAGCAUUCUUAGAUUUGGUAAGAGGUUCUCCUAUCAGAAUAUGUAUGUCCCCUGUAUUGUUUCCCUUGUAAAUGUACACCAGGCUGAUAUAUUGAGGCUAUAUAUAUUUUUGCACGAAUAACAAAAAGAAAUUCACUACAGGAUGAGAACACAUUGGCUGAACACGUUAAAUAUGAUUUCUGUGGUAAUCACGAUCAGCGUCACACUACAUUGCACGUCACAGAGUAGACAGUUCUGAGUUUUUGAUUUCACUUUAUUAAUAAGAAAAUAAUAUCCGGUAGAUUCAAACUGGCAAAGUCGUGAGUACAGCUUGCUCCUGAAUGUGAAAAACCAUCAAUUCACAAAUCUAGAAUUCCAAUCAUAUCAAGAAAAAAAAAAACUGAAAAAAACAUAAAUAAUAAUAAUUAAACUACCAUUUGUUAGACGCUUUUACAGGUCAAUGCUUGACUGACAACUCCAUUUAAGGCAAUGGAAAAAAACAACAACAAACCUUUGUGUAAAAUUAAUGCUGGUUUAACAGUAUUGUCUGUCUGAACAGAAUUUGCUGUCCUUGUCCUGUAAGGAUAGUGCUGAAAAUAUUGUGUAAUUGACAUCAAAUCUUACAAGAGGGUUGGAAUGUGGAAUGAAAACACCACUAAAUUCUAUGCUUAAAUAAAUGGUAUUAUUUACAAACCUGA